AUGAACGCUUGCCAGCCACACGGUGCUCUACCGUUGGCAUCCCUUGCUGCAAAUAUUCGUUCCCUUGACGCCAGCUCAGCCAUCUUCAGUGCCAACUCACUGCCCGCGCGAGCCAUGGAUUGGGCCCGCUCCAAGCUGUCCUCCGCCUCCUCCGCGGGCCGCCGCGCGGUCACGGCGAUACGCGGCACCUCGAAGUCGCCCAAGGCGUCCAGCGGUGCGCCGCAUCCCAUCCCGCCAGGAAAGGAGAACAUGCCUUGUCCCAUCAACGGCAUGUUCCUGAAUUCCGUUGAGGCGGACCGUGCUAGGGAGGCCGCAGAUGCACUGCGGGAUAUGGAGAACGACCCGGACAUUGUUGAGGAGCGCCGGGCCAAGGACAAAGUGCCCGAGCUACCUUUGAGACCUCAGCCCGGACCCUUUGUGCCCCUGGAGGUGGUCCAAGGCGCCCACCGGCCCUCGGCCGCGACACGUGCGAUGGUGGAGCGAAUUGGGGGCAUCCCCAGGCUGCAGCAGUUUACUGAGAAGUUCUACGAGCGGAGCUUCGUUGACCCCCAUAUCGACAGGUUCAUCGCCGAGCACUCGGAGCCCCACGGCCGGCGCUUUGCCUUCUGGAUCGCCGAGAAGUUGGGCUGCGGCACGCCCUGGACGGAGGAGCGGCGCACGCGGCCCCGGAAGUACAUGCACUUUGGGGACGAGAGGAUGCAGGUGAGCCACGAUCGAAGCUCUGCCCACUUUGCGGCAUGGUACUCGCCCAAGCGCGAGGGGCACAAGCGUGGCCUGCACUUCGUGCCGGAGGAUGCUCGAGUUUGGAUGCGUCUGCACUUCUGGGCGGCCCGCGAGACAGGCCUCUUCGAUGAACACCCGGACUUCAUGGACUACUACAUGCGCUUCAUUGGUCACUUCGUGAGCGUUUACUCCAGCAAGUCGCCGCCUUUCACACGCGAAUCGGCACGAUGGUCCGCAGAUCCCAAGAACAUUCAACGCUAUUUGGAGGCAGGAAACCGCAUGACUGACGUGUUGGGCAAGGACGUGGAGGAAGAGCUGCGGAAGCUGCCGGCGGAAGAGAGGAUCUACACAGGAUCGCGGGCUGCGAUCCCUUCUUGGCCAUACAAUCAAGCGUGACUGCAGGGCAAGGCCAAAGCUGAGCCAAGCCGCGGAGCUGAGGGAAGUGAAAUGAUCUGCGCUAAUCCGCGGACGGAACUUUGUACAGGGGCCAGCCAGGAAGAGCACGUGCACUUGAGAAAGUAUCGCAACCAAGCGGAAGCCGUCAUUGACGCCCUCUGCAUUUUGAAUGUCAGCAAGUGCCGUGACUCUGUGGAAAGGCCAAAAGCGAGUGUGACUAGCUUGGAUCCUGGAAACAUUAUGGGUCGUCGCUAGUCCAGCUUUUUGGCUGUAUGUGCAUGGCAGCCUUUUGUGCGAGGGGUCAUGCCUGCCAUUCGCUUGGGCCCGGGAGAUAUUCUGAGUCCUUGCUAUUAUCGCAUCCCCUCCUGCUCGAGCAGCUCAAGGCUUUAGCUUUGCACAAAGUUGGUUGCAAGAGCUACG
Effrenium voratum is the source of this 1539-nucleotide messenger RNA. The record is from the annotation of a GenBank genome assembly. NCBI's taxonomy places the organism in Eukaryota, Dinophyceae, Suessiales, Symbiodiniaceae.